AUGUCACCCACAAAGGGGCUUAUUAUAAAAAAAGAGCCUUCCAACAGAGAUCCUUCUCUGGUAUAUGUGCCUCCAGCAAGAAAUCCAGAGAACAAAAAGGUUGGCAAUGGCGAUCCAACCAAGAAAAGCCCAAAGAAGUUUGACCCUAAAAAGAAAAGGUUCAUCAAGGGAAAGGGAAAGUUUGACCCAACAAAGAAGAAUCGUUUCUCAACUAAAAAGCCUAAAAAGUUUGUUGGUGAUAUCACCAAAAAGUUCUUUAGAACAGAGACCGGUGGUGAAGAUCCGUCCAAGUUUAAAAAAUCUAAGCUCUCACCUGCUUAUUUUGAUGCUGUCACCAUUCUUCGAAAGAUGAGCCUCAAAAAGGGCUCAAUCAACAGUUUGAUUAGUACAGUGAAAGACCAAAAGAAUAUCAAGCAAGUCUAUGCUUUGGCGAUCAAUGUGAUUAAAAAUCAACAAGUAAUCAAGCAAAUCGCUGCAAAGUUUCCUCAACCAGAAGGAGCUGAAUUUGACGAACUCUUCAUCGAAGUCCUCAUCACUGAUAUGAUCAUCGGAAAGAAACGUUUCGUCAACUAUCGUCCUUCGCCUGAAACAAAGUUUGUGCUGGAACACGAAGAGGAGAUUAGGGAUUUUUACGAUCAAAUCAAAGACGAAUCCUCAUCUAAAACCAGUAUCGUCGAGCUUCCAGUUCGUUACAUUCGCGUCAAUCUGCUGAAAACCAACAAGGCUGCGCUGAUCAAAAAGCUGGAGGGGGAAAAUUUUACACAGAAGAGAUACAACAAAGCAAAGACUUCCUUUGAGGAGUUCAUGAAGCUGGCACGCGAAAUGGAGGAGACCGAGUUUAUGGCUGACUAUCACUUUGACGACAUGCUACUCUUCAAAAACAGCGCCUCAAAGCAGCUGACAGAGUUGCCCCUCUACAAGGAGUGCCUGUACGCAGUUCAGGACAAGUCCAGCAUGCUCGCCCUAGAGGGCAUGUCCCUUAAGCCGGGCAUGAGGAUCCUCGACGCCUGUGCCGCCCCGGGCAUGAAGUCGAUCGCCAUUGCCUCUCGCCUGAACAACAACUGCACCCUCUACGCGAAUGACCUCGACAAGACGCGCUUCAAGCAGAUUCGCUACUUUCUCCACAAGUUUGGCGCCACCGCGGAGAAGGUGACCAACGCCGACUUUAGUCAGCUGGAGGGCGAGGAGUACUCCGACUUAGACGUCAUUCUCCUCGACCCCUCCUGUUCAGGCAGCGGCAUGGUCCGUCGCUUCGACUACG
Molecule: messenger RNA, 1261 nt
Organism: Rhagoletis zephyria (snowberry fruit fly)
Lineage: Eukaryota; Metazoa; Arthropoda; Insecta; Diptera; Tephritidae
Source: RefSeq, a predicted model, not a curated record